This is a messenger RNA of Galeopterus variegatus (Sunda flying lemur), 961 nucleotides long. It is a transcript of the gene INSIG2, whose product is annotated as insulin induced gene 2. The transcript has 5 exons. Gene Ontology annotation, cellular component: endoplasmic reticulum; SREBP-SCAP-Insig complex. NCBI's taxonomy places the organism in Eukaryota, Metazoa, Chordata, Mammalia, Dermoptera, Cynocephalidae. Gene Ontology annotation, biological process: cholesterol biosynthetic process; SREBP signaling pathway; SREBP-SCAP complex retention in endoplasmic reticulum. The record is from RefSeq and is a predicted model, not a curated record. Bases 17 to 694 code for a protein of 225 amino acids.
CUGAACUUAUGAAACCAUGGCGGAAGGAGAGACAGAGUCGCCUGGGCCCAAAAAAUGUGGCCCUUAUAUUUCAUCUAUCACUAGCCAUAGUAUGAACUUGAUGAUUCGAGGAGUAGUGCUAUUUUUUAUUGGAGUAUUUCUUGCAUUAGUGUUAAAUUUGCUUCAGAUUCAGAGAAAUGUGACGCUCUUUCCACCUGAUGUGAUUGCAAGCAUUUUUUCCUCUGCAUGGUGGGUACCACCAUGCUGUGGCACAGCUUCAGCUGUGAUUGGAUUAUUAUACCCCUGCAUUGACAGGCAUCUAGGUGAACCACAUAAAUUUAAAAGAGAGUGGUCCAGCGUAAUGCGGUGUGUAGCCGUCUUUGUUGGUAUAAAUCAUGCCAGCGCUAAAGUGGAUUUUGAUAACAACAUACAGUUGUCUCUCACACUGGCUGCACUAUCCAUCGGACUGUGGUGGACUUUUGAUAGAUCUAGAAGUGGUUUUGGCCUUGGAGUAGGAAUUGCUUUCUUGGCAACUGUGGUCACUCAACUACUAGUCUAUAAUGGUGUUUAUCAAUAUACAUCUCCAGAUUUUCUCUAUGUUCGUUCUUGGUUACCGUGCAUAUUUUUUGCUGGAGGCAUAACAAUGGGAAACAUUGGUCGACAAUUGGCGAUGUAUGAAUGUAAAGUUAUUGCAGAAAAAUCUCAUCAGGAAUGAAGAAGACAAAAAUAUAUCUUUUGUACAGAAAAACAAGAUGAAAAGAGCAUGUAAAUAUUGGUAUACCAACAAAACUUUGGACUGUAAAAUUGCCAGGAUGCAGUUUUUCCCUGGACUGGUAUAUAUGUGUGUAUACAUACACACACUUAUAUUACUGCAAUCUGUGAUUGCUUUAUCUGUAAAUUAGUUACAAACCUUUAUGUAUUUGACUUAAAUAAUUGUAAGAUGUAUAUGCACUACAUUAAAAAUGUUGAUUAAUAGAUGAAA